Molecule: messenger RNA, 1065 nt
Organism: Podospora bellae-mahoneyi
Lineage: Eukaryota; Fungi; Ascomycota; Sordariomycetes; Sordariales; Podosporaceae
Exons: 3
Coding region: 1-831 (276 amino acids)
Source: RefSeq, a predicted model, not a curated record
AUGGGGCGCCCCGAAGACCUCCCAGAGGUCAUCUCUAAUUACUAUGUCGGUGAUCCCCAACGUGUUUAUGCACAGUACAAAUACCCCGCCGAUUAUGACGAUGCCCCCAAACUGCCAUUCGAGCCCCCAACCCCCACAGCAGACGUCUACAGGCAAAAUCAAGAUCGGCAGCCAUUAUGGCCGCAAAGUGCAAGUGGAAUGCCCUUGAGCGCCCUCAGCCCCAACAGCUCAAUGCCCUGGGAGCCCGUAUCGCCGGUUGGAAAGGAAGAGUUGUAUGUUGGGCCUCAUCUGAAGGAUGAAAAGAAGAAGACAUGCGGUCUCGGCAAACGGACAUUCACCAUGGUGCUGGUUGCCGUCCUUGUCCUAAUCGGAGCGGCAGUGGGAGGUGGUGUGGUGGGCGUGAUGAGAGCAAAGCAUGACGAGAGUUCGCCGCCAAAGACUACAACACCGGCGACCAACAGGACGUCAUCCGAACCAGCAGCUUCGUCUCUCGAUGAUGAAACCCCAAACGUGGGAUUCAUGCUUCAAGCGUGGGAAGAGCCCCAAUACACCGGUGACAAGACACGCGUGUACACUGAAGAAGGCUUUUACGAUUUUCCAUUCAUGGCGUGGAGCUACGUCUGGUUUCCAAACAAGACAGACUGCUGCCUCACAUUUUGUGCCAGCCCGACCAACCACACGCCAACCGGGUGGUGGUGCGACCAUCGGCGGAGGCCAAAAACGGACAAGUCGUUUGGAAGGGUGAAUAUCUGGUGCGGCAGAGGAAGCAACACAAGCAACCAGAGAAAGUGCAAUGAGACUCAGGCUGGAGGGGAAUGGGACAAAUCGUGAUGGGAGCAGUGGACGGGCAGUGUUGAGCUGAACAGGAGAAGGUGAUGAUUGACGACGGCUAAUGAACUACGGUACCUAUGGCUUGGCGAAGGUGGAUUGACUGAUGAAAGGGAGGUCAAACAACUAAUCCUAGUUACGGACCAGGGACUCGUAAUGUAAUGAUAUUAUCACGCCCAAACAGUUUAUAGCAAUGGUGCCCGAUUUGGGGUUCGAAGAAAUGGAACUUUGGCAAAG